Molecule: messenger RNA, 1103 nt
Organism: Desarmillaria tabescens
Lineage: Eukaryota; Fungi; Basidiomycota; Agaricomycetes; Agaricales; Physalacriaceae
Exons: 3
Coding region: 85-651 (188 amino acids)
Source: RefSeq, a predicted model, not a curated record
GGGUCUGGGAUCAAUGGAAGUAGCGAAAGCCCUGAUGACAGGCGCGCAAUUACUCACGCGUCGAAGGUCCAAAAUGAUGGCAAUAUGUUGAGGCAGGAACAGACGAGAUGGUGCUGUAUUGCAGGAGCAUGGUGGGACUACGUGAGGAAAGGACUCAAUGGGAGGGAGAAUCGUUCUAUACGCGGGACAACAUGCAUACACCUGCGAAUUUUUGCAAGUUCAACAACAGAAUUUUAUAUUGUCAUUAUUGUCAGCUCGGGCCAAGUAGGGCUACCUGGCGCUGGAGACAAAUGCUGCCAAAAUGAGGGCAUUCCAGAGUCUCUUCAAGAAACCUACCUGCCUGUUUUUCGCUCUUUCCAUUCGACUUGCCAGAUGAAUUUGCCUGAUGGGCAGAGGAGGCGCAGACCCCAGAAUCUCUCGCACCCUAGCACCGACGGCGACAUCGCUUAUCCGUCAAAUCAACGAUGUCGCUCGUCACAUCGUGUUACAAGCUUAUUCGUAGUAUGUCAUUUUUUUCGGCGGAAUUUUGAGUCGAUCUUAACUCUCAUGCAAAGCCUGCUGGGAACCAACCGACUGAGAUCUUUCCUCGCCUGUUUUCACGAGUCUGUCGAAACAACAUAUCAUCCCAAGGUGUGCAAGCGCGUGAUCUAGGAGCGAAAAGUGCUGACGUUCCAGUUCUAUCUUAGUGAUCCUAUUGCGAAAACACGGAGAUUACAGGAGGACAAGAAAGCGGCCAGGCUUCCGUAGCCUCUCGCAUGGACGUGACUUGUGGAUAUUAUUUCACUGCAUCCCCACACCGUCCAUUCAUCGAGAUCUCUUUAAAUGUAUUAAACACCUUCUGAACGCUCGUGGCGGAGAUUGGCGGGAAAAGCCGUAAUCAUCAGCACCAACGACGACGAAGAAAGCAUUGAAGUCAGUGAUCCUUCUUCAUUGGAAAGGGGGCGCCUGUGUUACUACCAACUACUACUACGUAGCCUGCUGCUGUUCUUCGUUAUUCCUGUUAUUCCUCGACAUCAAUUAAUAUUACAUGUUUCGGUGAUCUCAACCUGGCGAAUGCGUCGGGUAGCCGCGAUGUUCGUUUGUUCAAUAAUUAUCAAUUAUCA